Messenger RNA from Peromyscus maniculatus bairdii (prairie deer mouse), 1073 nucleotides. It is a transcript of the gene Smco1, whose product is annotated as single-pass membrane protein with coiled-coil domains 1. Lineage: Eukaryota; Metazoa; Chordata; Mammalia; Rodentia; Cricetidae. The record is from RefSeq and is a predicted model, not a curated record.
AAAGCUUCAUGGACUUAGUGACCUUCCAGGCAGAGUUUAGACAGGAUGUUCCCACUGCUGCUGCCUGUUGCGGAGCAGAAAACAGCAGCUCUUAGCCUCCACAGGGGCUUCAUCUUGCUUUAUUUCCUUUCCCCUUCCUAAAGAAGAUGAACCAUAAAAGCACAACCCUGAUAUCCUUGAAGGAAGCAAUGAGAAGGGUAGAGAACAAGCUCCAAGCUCUAGACAUUCAAUUCAGAGAACUAGACGUCACCAAGGAUAACCUGACACAGCAAUUUGAACACCAUAGCAAGACUUUGGCCAGCCAAGCAGCCCACGAUGAGAUAUGGACAGCGGUUCUGGGCCUUGGGUUCACCUCAAUGGAACUGAAUAUUUUAUAUAGCUAUGUCAUUGAAGUCCUUAUCUGCUUGCACACUCGAGUGCUUCAGAAGCUUCCAGACCUGGUGAGAAGUCUUCCAACCUUAGCCUCCGUCCUUAGACGACAAGUCAAGAACAAGCACGUUAGAAUUGUGUGGGAGUCUGUCCUGGAGGAAUAUGGGCUGCAAGAGAGAGAUGUCACAGCACUCUGUACCUUCUUCAUUGCCCACGGCAACAAAGCAGAACACUAUGCUGCUAAUGUAAGACGGAUGUACAUCAAAGAUGUCACGUUCAUGAUCACCAACAUGGUAAAGAACCAGGCUCUACAGGACGGUUUGCUGCGAGCCGUUCAGGUCAUCGAGAAGGGGAAAGCAGUGAGGACCCCUGAACACCAAAGGGCAUCCCUAAAAGAGUUGAUACCACCAAUCAAAGAUGAACCUGUUACCCAAUAACUCAGCAAUCCCACUUUCAGCCAUUUGUAAUGCAAAAACAAAAAUGAAUAAUUUAAUUACUGUAGGCUUAUUUUAUAGCAAGAGUGGAAGAAGCAUUAAAGAAAUUAUGACAAACUGACACAAUAUUUUGUGUGUGUAGCCAUAUUAAAAAAUAGGCAAACUUUUUAUAAUGAAAUAGUCUGGGGAUGUAGCCAAGAGUAUAUGCUUUGUAUGCAGGAGGUCCUGGGUUCAAUCCCUAAUACCAUAAACAUAAAAAAUAAACUUAUA